CCUGUCGUCAGGAGCCUCUUUUGCCGGAUUCACCAUCCUCCAACUACCUGAGACUUUAUCCUGAUCAUGGCUGUCACAAACCAACCAGGCCGAUACGCACCUUCUGACUUCCAGACAGGAUUGUGUGAUUUCUGCGAUGACUGUGGAACUUGUUGCUAUGGUCUGUUCUGCUACAUGUGCCUCGGCUGCUCCAUCGCCAGUGACAUGGACGAGUGCUGCCUGUGUGGUCUGCAUAUGAGCAUUCGCAGCGUGUACAGGACCAAGUACAACAUCAAUGGGUCAUUGUGUACAGACUUCAUAGCACACACAUUCUGUGGCCUCUGUGCCACGUGCCAACUGAAGAGGGACAUUGACCGCAGGAAGGAGCAAGGCAUUUUCUAAAUUGAUACCGUCGCCAGGCACGUUGUAAAUGUGCUGGUUUUCUUUGCUUAUUGCGGAACCUGAAGAUACCGCCCUUUCCUUCUCUGAUAAAGAGGUUAAUUAGGUUGUAUUCAGUGUAAUGUGUGUCGGUAACAGUGUAGUACAUUUGCUAUCCUUCUGAAUUUGAAGGAAAAUGCGUAAUCUCUUCCAGUUAGUUAAAUAUUAGUCAGCGGGGGGGGGGGGACACACACCCAAAUGGAAACGGUCAUAAAUGACUGCUACCAUCAUAAAGAAAGGGAUGUGUAUUGUCCGACGCAGUUGACAGGAUGUGAAUUGUUUUGGAAGAUGUCUUUAAAUAAAAUCCUCUUUUUCAAAUGA
Molecule: messenger RNA, 738 nt
Organism: Gymnodraco acuticeps
Lineage: Eukaryota; Metazoa; Chordata; Actinopteri; Perciformes; Bathydraconidae
Product: placenta-specific gene 8 protein-like
Exons: 5
Coding region: 67-381 (104 amino acids)
Biological process (GO): positive regulation of transcription by RNA polymerase II
Source: RefSeq, a predicted model, not a curated record